AUGGACGCGACGAUCGGAGAUGUGAGCGUGGCGUCGUCGGUGGAGCGGGUCUUCGAGAGCCAGCCGCCGCUGCCGGGGACAUGGGGCCAGGUGACGCUGCGGUCCAUGGCCAUCUCGGUGGUCCUCGGCACCGUGUUCGGCUUCGUCGGGCUGCGCAUCAUGAUGAAGGCCGGCAUCAUACAGGCGCUCAACCUGCCCAUCAACGUCCUCAGCUUCUUCUUCCUCAAGUGGCUCAUCAACCUCCAGCGAGCCGCCGGCUUCACCACGCUGCCCUUCUCGCGCCAGGAGAACGUCCUGAUCCUCACCACCGUCACCACCUGCCUUAACACAGCAAUAUGUGGUGGCUUUGCAAAUUAUGUAGUUGGAAUGACUUCUGGUGUAGCCAAAUCACUGGGAGAAAAUCCAGAUCCAAGAGAUAUUGUUGACAAUAUACCGACUGGACGAUGGAUGUUGUUCCUUUUCCUGAUUGGUAUGGUGGGAGUAACAGCUAGCGUGCCACUGAACCAGGUCAUGAUCGUUGACUACAUGUUACUAUUCCCAUCAGGAACUGUUCAAGCUCACCUUGUUAAUAGCUUCCACACCCCUCAAGGAGCUCAUGUAGCAAAGUUGCAGGUUGCAACUAUAUUCAAAUUUUUCCUGGGUAGCUUUUCUUGGACUAUAUUUUCAUGGCUCUAUACAGCAGGCAACGACUGUGGAUUUUCUAACUUCCCAUUGUUUGGACUAGAACUAUACAAGCACAGAUUCAAAUUUGACUUUUCCCCCACAUUUGUUGGUGUUGGAAUGAUUUGUCCACAUGUGGUAAAUUUUGCAUUACUCUUUGGAGGAAUCAUAUCUUGGGGAUUGCUAUACCCUUUUCUUGAAUCAAAACAUGGGCAAUGGUAUCACACUGAUAGUGCUUCAAGUCUUACGGGAAUGAAUGGAUACAAGGUCUUCAUUUGCAUAACAAUUAUCAUCACAGAUGGAAUGUUCAACUUCCUUACGGUCAUUAUUGCAUCUUGUAUUGACAUUAAGCACAAGCGGCAAGAUAUUGAUUCAGGGUUGAGUAAUUACAUGAAAAAAUACCCUAGCCUUAACUAUGAUGAUCGUAAGAGGAUUGAGGUAUUUCUUCAAAAUAAAAUCCCUUUAACCAUAUCAGUGGGAGGAUACAUUGCAAGUGCUACAAUCUCAGUAGUCGUUAUCCCAUGGUUGUUCGAUCAGAUUAAAUUCUAUCAUGUUGCCACAUUAUAUAUUAUCACGCCGGUCAUUGCGUUUGCAAACACUUAUGCAAAUGGACUUACAGAUUGGUCAGUUGGAUAUACUUAUGGCAAGUUUACAAUAUUUGUUGUUGCGGCAUGGAUUGUGAAACCGGGUGCAAUUGUUGCUGGCCUUGUAGCUUGUGGGAUAAUGAUAGCAGCUCUGCACAUUUCUUCACAAGCUACACAAGACAUCAAGACAGCUUUCAUGACACUAACCUCGGAAAGAGCUAUGGUAAUUGGGCAAAUUGUUGGUGUAGUUAUUGGCUCUAUUGUUAGCCCAUGUAUAUUUCUUGCCUUUCAAAAAAGUGAAAAGCCUGGGGUUACUAUUGGAUCUGCUCAAUCACAUUACCCAUGUCCUUUUGCUGGACUCUUUCGUUCCAUCGGUGUGAUUGGCAUUGGAGGAGUGAAGGAGCUCCCUAAGUAUUGUCUUACAAUGUGCUUUGCUGCAUUUUGCAUAAAAAUUGUCACAGAUGUACUUUCAUUGGUAUCUCAGGAAAAAGGUUGGAGAAUGCACAAGUAUCUUCCUAAUAUGACAGUGGUAGCACUACCAUUCUUUGCAGGGCCCGAUUUCCCCAUAGAUAUGUGCCUAGGUACUGCGGUAAUGUAUCUAUGGACUAAAAUGAAUAAAAGAAGUUCAACUUUGUUGUCAUCGGCAGUUGCAGCAGGCCUUAUAUGUGGAGAGGGACUAUUUGCAUUGCCAUCAGUAGUACUCACUACGUUCAGUAUACAACCACCAAUGUGCAUGAAGUUUUUUCAUAGUGGAAAAGAAGUUGAUGUCGUUGAAUCAUUCUUAAAUAAGUUGGGAACACCCACAAAGACAUGA
Messenger RNA from Triticum turgidum subsp. durum (durum wheat), 2058 nucleotides. Lineage: Eukaryota; Viridiplantae; Streptophyta; Magnoliopsida; Poales; Poaceae. The record is from the annotation of a GenBank genome assembly.